ACCAAGAAGCUGGUCUGCUGGUGAUGGCACCUGAAUUAUCAUUAGUGUAUGUUCAUUCAUCUGUGCUCAGGUACAUAUUAUGCUUUGCCUUGAAGCGCAGAAGUAGGUAAAAAAAAUCCUAGUUUUUUUUUUUGAACGGAAAAAAUAUCCUAGUUAGAGCGAUAGGCUGAUUGUCAGGGCAUACACUACUUGGUUCUUGACUCUUUUUUUUUUCUUUGAUGAAUCCUAGUUUUGCUUUUAUUUUUAAGCCAAAAUUUCACAUCUGUAACGGCUCCAUGUUCUAAGCUGCAACAGAUGAGUCUCCACAUUUGUAACUGUGGGUUGUAACGACUGCUCUAACCAUUAUAGAUGUAGGGUUCUGUGCUAGUGUUCACUUGCAAUACAAUUGCAAUUGCAUUCCUGAAAUCAUAUUUUCUUUUUAGAGAAUGAAAUGAAAUUCAUUUCAGCUUUUGUUUUAAGGAAACUACAACCAAUUAUUGAAGAGGUUGCAGGUUGAAGGACUCCGAAUUCCCGUAAUCAGCUAAAAUUCAAAAAAUAUGGGCAUCCAAAUCAGUCAUAGGAUUAUUUGAACCAGGUGGGUAAUUGGAAUGUUCCUUUAUUGUUCUUCUAUCCUCAUGCUUUUUCCCGAAUGUGGACUAGGCAGAAUAACACAGUAUCUAACCUAACCGAUUUGAUACUGAUCUACUGUCCAUGGAGAAGGAAUGUAAGGCAUAGGUGCACUUACUUUUGAUGGUUCUGAAUUUUCGUCCAGUCCAGGCAUAAGUACUAUUUUUGCUGGUCAUAGUUGGUCAAUACCUGGAAUAGGUUUGGAAAUUUCAGGUUUUCAAAUAAUAAUUAGAUUAUCAAGUAGCUUUGCAGACGAUUUCCGGUCAUAUAAACAACUUGUUAAAUUUUAUUUAUCAGUUAAAAAACAAAUAUGGGUUUGAAUUCACGAAAGCAAUACAAACUUCUCACCCAUUCCCAAACGGUCAGAUUAGGUUGUCCAACAAACUCUAAUUCUGUCCACUGAUUUUUUUUUUCAGUUUAUGUCUCAGUCUAAUGUUUUAUCAGCAGCUGACAUCCUUGAUGUAAUCCUCUCUAUUUGAAACAGAGUUGCACCUCCACUUCCUAUUUUCUAAAUGAAAAAUCUUUCUAUGAUUGGUCAAGUGCUGUUGCUAUUUCUCUGCUGAUAAACAUCAGUGAUGAAUCUUGAUACUGACUCUUAUUUAUUUUUUUCAAGAAACAUCCAGAAAAUAAAUAUAUGUGCCCUGCUUCUCACUGUUCCAUUAUCAUCCUAGAAUAAUCAUACCCUCUCUCUUUCUCCAAAUGAUGGUCACUUUGAUAAAAAAAACAGGCCCCAUAUUUAACACAUGCUUAACCUAUAGCAACCUGAUUGAUUUACAAGUUUUUUUUCGGUCAAUUUGUACGAAAUACACGUUACCAAGGAGCAUAUCCUGUUACAAUCAUCUGACUCUCUGUGAUUGAAACCUUGUCUCUGAAAUGCUUGAGGGCACAGCAAUAAGUAUUGAACAAAUGUGUGAUUCAUGGAUACAUACGGUGUACUGAAAGUGACACCAAGCAAGAAUUAGUAUCAUGGGCUCCAAAGACACCUGUGCUCAUUCUGUUGGUUCUCUACACAUGUUUUAGAAUAAAUAAAUAAAAUUAGGCCAUAUUUGCACUGAAAUGUCUGCCAUAGGGAGGUGAUGCCAAGAUGUCCAUUUCAUUCAGACAGGAGUGCUAGAUGAUUUCCCAAGUAGCCCCUACCACAUUUUAUUGCCCUCUUUAUUAAGCCCUCUAGCUAGCUAUAACACCUUACACACACCAAGAUUAAUUAUCUAUCCACAGGGACAGAGAAGAAGAAGAAGAAGAAGAAGACUAUCAUCUUGAGCUUAUUCUUCCAUUUGCUCCAUCUUGAAAUCAUCAGUAACCAUGGCUAGGAAGUGCUCUAGCUGUGGGAACAAUGGCCACAACUCCAGGACUUGCAGUGGCCAAAGAGUUCUUGAUCACAGCAUCAGCAGCAGCAACAGUGGUAGUACUACUGCUGCUGCUGCUACUGCCUGUGGUGGCUUGAGGUUGUUUGGGGUGCAGCUGCAGGUAGGAGGAGGCUCAUCUCCUCUGAAGAAGUGCCUCAGCAUGGAGUGCUUGGCAUCACCAGCAUACUAUGGAGCUUCUGCCUCGCCGUCGGUUUCGUCGUCGUCAUCUUCGCUUGUUUCGAUUGAGGAGAACACUGAGAGGGUCUCCAAUGGGUACCUCUCUGAUGGGCUCAUGGGAAGGGUUCAGGAGAGGAAGAAAGGAGUUCCAUGGACUGAGGAAGAACACCAGAUGUUCCUCGCCGGCCUUGACAAGCUCGGAAAAGGCGACUGGCGGGGCAUUUCUCGGCACUUCGUCACUACCCGGACUCCAACGCAGGUCGCCAGCCAUGCCCAGAAGUACUUCCUGAGGCAGAACAGUAUGACACAGAAGAAGAGGAGGUCCAGCCUCUUUGAUGUGGUUGAAGGUAUCAAGAGGGCAGCAGCAAUGCCCAUUUCAGGAUCUGCAUCUGAACUGCAGAUCCCCGGCAUGUCGAUCGGUGUCGGCGUGGUGAAGGAGGAGGUUGUCCUGCCUCCAUGUCUGAACCUGAUGAGUAACAGUUCAUCAGCAUCACAGCACUCACCUUCCCUGACAUUGCUGGCAAAUCCUCAGGUGCAGCUCCAGAUGCCUGACCUGGAGCUAAAGAUGUCCACAUCCCGGUUAUCUGACCAAUCCGGUCCGUCGCCGAGCACGCCUUUCUUCGGGACCAUCAGAGUUACCUGAUCUUCAUCUUCAGUGCUCCUCAUAAAAGUGGAGGAGUUCAGAAAAGGGUGUUUUGGAGAUCAUGUACCUCAAUCAGAAAGUUAGGUGUUACUGUAAUGUUAGAAUGACAAUCAGUGAUCAGCCCAUGCACAAAAUAAGAUAAGAAAAGCAAAGAAGAAAUGGUUUUUAUCAUAUCAUACCAUACUUUUGCAAUCACCUUAUAGCUUUAUGUUGACACAAAGGCAUGGCAAGGGUGGUUGCUGGUUUGGAUUUUCAGAGCCUGGAGAAGGUGAAAGAUGAGCUCACAAUAUUCAGUUUGCAGUGGGCAAUGACAAGGACAGGCAAAAACCUCAGCUACCAAAAAUUUCUUCUUUCCUUUUAUUCACUGCAUACACACACAUGAUCAUCUCCUUGUACAGCACAUGAGGUUAAUUAGCUAUGCAUGCAUGCAUGGAACCAAUUACAAAAAUGUCUAAAUUAAUUGGUUUUUCUAGUACAAGUUAAUUUCUUUUCUCUUUUUCUGAAAGUGAGGUUCUUGUACAGGUUGUGAUCGAUGUUUACCUGUCGUUUGGUGUGCUGCCAAUAAAGAUCUAUUAAUCAUUAA
Molecule: messenger RNA, 3355 nt
Organism: Oryza sativa Japonica Group (Japanese rice)
Lineage: Eukaryota; Viridiplantae; Streptophyta; Magnoliopsida; Poales; Poaceae
Product: transcription factor MYBS3-like
Biological process (GO): response to gibberellin; response to ethylene
Molecular function (GO): DNA binding; zinc ion binding
Source: RefSeq, a predicted model, not a curated record